AUGAGAGUUUAUAAAACUGAUGGAAGUUACGUGGAAGAUAACGACUCGGAAUUCGGUUGGUACUUCUAUGAAAUUAUGGUAGAUGAAGCUGAUGAACGUUUUGAAAAAACAAGAUUGUUUUCGAAGUUAAAUAAAAAAAUUUCGGAAAAUAUCGAAUCAAUAGAUUUGAUUAAUUUUGAAGACUCGACCUCUGGUCCCGUGAAAAAUAUCAAUCCCCCUAUAGAAAUAGAAGAAAUUAUUGAAGUGGAAUCACGCAAUCGUGGAGAAGAUGAAUCUUUUAAAGACAUCGAUCUUGAAUUUCCUCCAAAAGAAAAGUUAUCAGAGUUAAUCAAUCCCUGUAACACUGAAACUAAGAUGUUGUUGUCUGUUGUGAAUUUUCCAAGAUAUCGUGCUCUCAUGAAACACGAAGCCACAAAUAAACUAAUGGAAAAUUUAAAUACAAAAAGUACUAAUUACAAAAAUCUUAUUAAAGAUAAACGCACAAGCAUAACUGAAGAUAUGGUUAAUGAAAUAGUCAAUUACCAUGCCACGAAAGAAGAUACCAUGAUGUCGCUUAUGAUGGAACUAAUUUUAACAGAUGUUGAUUGCAGUUUAGAAGAUAUUGUAGAAGUAGGUGAAAAAGAGAAAAACGUUUCACAAGUACCUCAGUUUGUUAUAGAAAAUUACGAUUCGGUGAACAAUCUGCCAAGUAUAAGAUCGAACAAAAGCGAAGGUAUUGUACGUAAUAAUUAUCUGCAAUUGCCGAACCGGGAGAAUAUUUUGAGUAGCUUGGGUCUUAGUGAGGAGGAUAAGAGCAUACAGAGUUUCUGCGAGGAAACUUUCGAGAUGCACCAGGAGUUAGCCGAUAUUAGGAAAAGCUUUCAGGAGGACGCCGAUAAAGUAUACGACCUGCUAAAACAAGCAAGUGCCUUAAAAAACGAUUUAAGAGAAACCUUGUACCUCAAUGACAUCAUCAAUCUUUUGAAGGGUGACAUAGAAAAAGUUAAACUGAAGAAGCUCCCCUUCCGCAUAUUUUACGCCCGAAUCGAAGAGGGUGAACCAGAAAUCAACCUCAUUAUAUAAAACUCCAUUCCAGUGUUAUGAUCACAAUCGGAUUAUAAAGACGUAUUGUAAGUUAUAUCAUUGUAUAAAGAAUAGGAUAGUAGGUUAACCUUAUGAGGAUAUCAUUUGAUGACGGGGACGCUACCAAUAGAUGGAGAGUUGGCGGCGUCCACAGCACGUCUUUUCUUACUGUACGUCGUAGUUUGAAUUACGUGUUAUCUUAGCUUUGGUUGCAGAUUUACCCCAACAACAGAUGGCGCCAAAAUUAUUUAAAAUAUUAUAAUCAACCCUUAAGCUGUGUUGUAAAGUUUCUUAUUUUGGGUGCCUAUAGCAAGGUUGCAAUUUGAGGUCAUUAUUGUAUUGUGUUCGUUGUGUUAUUGUUGAGUUUCGUUGGUUGUGCAUUUGGAUUAUUUUUUUAUUUGUGAAUCUUUGAACUUGGAUAUAUAUUUCAUUUUUAAGGUAAGUGCAUAUUAUUACAAUUAAUAUACAUCAUUACUCUCUUAGUUAAUAUAUUCAAAUUAUAAGAGGCGCUAAAUGUAUACAUACUACAGCUUACAAUUUCGGAAAAAACUGUAUAUUUAGUGAACUAAUUACUAAAAUGUAUUUAUAUAACAAAUAAUCACUUCUUCUUUCCAAUUAAAACGUGCCGAUUUCCGGUGAAUGACCCUACCAGAUAUCAAAAAUGGAUCAUACACUCGGGUGAGUUAUUCUUAAGACAAUUAUUUUUCAUAAAGGAAUAAAAAAUAGUGAAUGUGAAUAAAUGUCUGUUUACAAAUGUUCAAUACUAAACAUAAGUAGGUAUUUAAUUAUCGUCAAAUAAAAGAUAAUUUAUCCAAUAGUUUUUUCUGAUAAUGAGUUUAUUUGUAUUAUGGUCGCAUUGCAUAUUAUACGAGUACAAUGAUUUACUACAAAUUCCAAAUCCAUUCAAUCUUAUAAACUUAUCAAAAGUACUUGAAUCAUACCUAAAUUUAAACUUAAGAGCCACCUUUAUAGUGAAGACAAACAAAAUAGAAUAAAACAUUUUUGAAAAUAUUCACAAAAUAAACACAACUAACUAACCGAAUACAGAGGACUGCACUUUAAUAUUUCACAAAAAUUGAAAUAGUAUUUUUUGUUAUUUUUUAUGUUUAUCAACUAAGCACAUAAUAAUAAGGUAGUGUGUCUGUGUGUUUAUAUUUGGAAAUUAUCCUGUCAAUAAGGCAAAAAUUUCACCUGUUCAAGUGUAUAUAGACUGUUUUUUUAUCACAUAUUAUAAUAUGGUUAUAAUACUAUAUUCUAUGCCAUAACAGAUUGACAAAAUAGUAACAAUUAGGGAAAAAAUGAUAAUUUCCUCCAUUCUCAAGUUAUACAUGAAAAUUAUGCUUUUGUUUUAUCCAGCAUAGAAUUUUUGAAUGAAAUAAUAUCAAAUACUAGUUUUAUUUGAAUACAAAUUUACUAUAGACAUGUACCAAUAAAUAUUCGAUACGACGUUUCGUGCCUUCACGAGGCAAACAUAUAGGUUUUAAUGAGGAUAUGCUUAUUUACUAUAAUUAUUAGUCAAUUUAAGGGAUAUAGCACACUUUUAUCUCGAAAAAUUACAUCACUAAUGAUUAUUCUUAAAUACGUUCCUGUCGUAGAUACUCGUUUUGAUUUUGUCACAAAAUGUACUGAGAGCUUUACUUUAAACAUUACCUGGUGUUUUCGAUAUAAAAACGAACUUUUUUAACCAAUGUAAUGUCCCUCCAUAAUAUAAUCACCAUUUUUGUCUAUUGUUCAUUUUUGUUCUCGUAUCUAUUAAGGGUAAGAAUAUAGUGAUGCCAUAUACCAUCUUACGAUUGUUGAAUACUUUCAAUAAAAAUGAAUUUUAGUUUCGCUUUUAUUAUAUAUAUAUAUAUAUAUAUAUAUAUAUAUAUAUAUAUAUAUAUAUAUAUAUAUAUAUAUAUAUAUAUUGCAAAAAACAUACAUUUAACAAGAAAUAAUUUUAUUUGCUAGUAAGUACCCGCUUUUAUGACCAUACAUACUUAGUUCAGAUAAGUAGACCUUUUGCCUGCUUUUAUUAUACCAUUAAACAAACAGAUGGUUUUAUAUUUAACUCAACAAUGAGCUCAGUUUUAACAUUUCCAUAUUAUUUUGUGGUCAAUCCAAAAAGUAUAAAUAGAUAAUACAAUAAAUAAUAUUUUCGAUUAUUAUAACUUUUGGCUCUCCAAUGUGAAACCAAGACCGGUCCUGGGUUAGUAUAAAUACUUUCAAUACAAAGCCAAUGAAUAUAAUAUUUAUAUUAAAAUGAGAUUAUUUAAAUAUCUUUGGUACGUAUAUACUUAUUUGUAUAUUUUUUAUUUCUGAUUUUGUUACAAUUCUUUUGAAUGGUCUUUUUUGUUUGAUUUUAAAAACACUUAUUAAAGAUAAGUAUGAGAGUGUUUUUACCGUUGUUGUGAGCAUACCAAGAAAUUUCAAUGAUGUGUAGAUGUUUUUGAGAAUGAUACACAGGUAUGGAAUUAUAUUAACACAAUUCGGGAAAAUUCUGUCAUUCCGACGAUGAUAUAAGAUACAAUUAGGGGAAUUCCAAAUAAGGGUACUACUAGUCGUUAUUCCAUUUAUGCCCGUUAUUGAAAUGAAAUAAAUUCAAGUUUUUGAACAUAAAAAAAUACUACUUUACCAUAACCAUUACAAUAAAUAUGUAUGUUAACAUUGAUGUUCCUUAUUUCAGGUAAUGCUGUUUGGGCAAACCUAAGCCAGAAAUCACUAAGAAAUAAGCUGAUCUGCAGCAAACAUUUCAAUGAAAAUAUUAGUCAAUCUAAAAGAUUGCCUACUAAUACAAAUAAUCCAAUUGUUUCGUCACAUCCACAAACAUAUUCAAAUAUUGAUUUUAUUGCCUCGAUUCAUUCCAGAAGCAUUGACAUGAGAGGUAGUUCUAUCAGUAACCAUGAAGAUGAAAAGUGGUUGAAAGAGUUACAGAACCUGCCAUCUUGUUCUAUGGGAAUUGGAGGUAGGAAGCAGUCAUUACAAGAAGAAAAUGAACUGUUGAGAAAGGAACUAACCAACGCUAGGAAAAAAGUCAAUAACCUGAAUACUCAAUUGAGAGCUACAAAAAAAAAGGAUUAUGAAAACGCAACUCUCUGCCAACGUUUUGUAUGGAGAAGGAACUCUCACGAAUUUUACAAAAUCUCUUGUGAAUAUGCAAUUACGACAUAAGAUGAAAUCCCCAUGGUUACUAUCUGAAAAGAAAACUGCCCUGUCAUUAUUUUAUAAAGGACCUAAGACAUACAGAUAUUUGCGACAAAAAGGGUUUAUUUUGCCAGCAAUAUCAACAGUGAAAUCAUGGGUUGGCAAUUUCCAUUGCAAACCUGGAUUCGAUGAAAAAAAUUUUUAUGCACCUUACUUUAAAGGCAGAUACGAUGUUGGCUUACGAGAAGAAAUGUAUUCUGUUGUUCGACGAAAUGUCUAUUAAGAGGAAUCUUGAGUACAACAUGAAAACAGAUUUAAUUGAGGGUUUCGAAGAUCUGGGCGAGUUUGGAAGAAAGCCUUUCCCUGCCAGUGAAGCUCUAGUUCUCAUGAUCAGAGGAAUCUGUAGCAACUGGAAAAUUCCUAUUGCCUACUUUGUAUCGAAUGGUGGGGUGUAAUAUGCUUCUUUAUGAUGUAUAAUUACCAAGGCAUUGGAGAAACUUUUGAACAAUAGUUUCAUAUUUAAUAGGCUGUUCAUAUCUUUUUUUGACAUUCGAAAAGUUUAUGAUAUUUAUUUAUUUAUUGAUAAAAGGAGCAAAACAGGAGAGGCCUUAUUGAAACUGACUGAUAAGCACAUCAAUUCGAAUUCUUUCGAAAAAAUGAAGGUUAAAUUAGCUGCCCAAUUGUUGAGUCAGUGUUUAUUCUGCCAUAAUGACAUCUUUGGAAACUGGUGAACUUAUUUCAAGUACAGCUAAAAACACGGCUAACUUUGUUCUAACCAUGAACAAUUUAUUUGAUACCCUGAAUAGUACACGUUUCCCGAGUGGUAUGCAACAAAUGCAAUCUGUUGUAGUCAUAGGCAAUACAUUUUCAAUUUAUUAUUGCGAACUCAGAUUUUCAAAUAUUUUAAAACUUUUUCAAACUCAUUAAAAACUAGAUAAACUAAAAAAAAUGAUAAAUUUUCAAUAAUUCAGCGUAACUGAAUAACCAAUACAUUUUGUAUGUUCCUUAAGGUAUAUUGUUUCUGUUUUUGUUUGGUAAAUCAAUACACAAUCUUUUUUAUGUCGACGUUUCGGUAGCGUUGAUCCAGCUACCGUUAUGAAGAAUAAUGUUUUAUAAAAUUGUUAGUCCCUAGCUGAUAUUAAUGAAAAAAUUCGAAAACUAGAACAUCAAUAAUAUUAUAUAUUAUUAUAUAUAAUAAGGUGGUUUAAGACUGAUGCAAAAAAUUGUCCUAUAUUUUUCAAGGUCCAUUCACAGUAGAUUAUAUUUUCGAUAAAAUAGUAAAUGUGACCCUAUUUGACCCAAGAAUAUCUAGAGGUCAUCGCGAGUAGAUUCUACAUGUACUUUUUUGGGGUUUUACAGUCUUCUUAACGGAGAUUCAGGUAGUUUAGUGGAUUUUGUCCAUUUCUUUCUGUGGUCAAAAAUAAGAGCUACUUUGUAUAUAUUUUCUUGAUAACACAUAGUCGAAAUGGGUCGAGUACUGUUUAUAAAAAAAAUAAUUUCCAGAAAACAAAAAUCUUAGAAUGUGAAUAAUGUUCCGAAGCAACACUAUCAUACUUUUUAACAAACAUUUUGAGAAUUUGAAAAAGUUUUUAAAUUACAAUAAAUUUACUGAAUUUGUUAGCCAUCGAAUUUCCCACUAACAAUAUUGUAGCUGUAAAAUGCACAAGGAAUAUAUACAGGACCGUACUACUUGUAGUUUCUGAUAGUUUUUUCAAACGCUCAGUCUAUAAUUAUUAUAAUUUGAUAUCAACAUUGUUACUUUAUUUAAUAUUUCUGUUCGAUAUUUUCUAAUAAAUUCAUUUACUAAAAAUUUUAGUGUUUUAUUUAGUUAUCUAAUAUGAAGGAUGCAAUUACCUUAGAGCAAAAAUCCGUGAUUCCUGACGUUUAUGCCAAAAUCUAAAAUUUUUUUUUUAUUUACAUUCAUUUAUUUCAAUUUAUUCAUAAUGUACUUCAUAACUUAACAUUGUAUUGAAAAUACAAAA
Diorhabda sublineata is the source of this 6167-nucleotide messenger RNA. RefSeq lists its product as uncharacterized. The record is from RefSeq and is a predicted model, not a curated record. Bases 1 to 1062 code for a protein of 353 amino acids. Lineage: Eukaryota; Metazoa; Arthropoda; Insecta; Coleoptera; Chrysomelidae. The transcript has 5 exons.